This is a messenger RNA of Drosophila ananassae, 10205 nucleotides long. Its product is annotated as microtubule-associated protein futsch. Bases 461 to 8515 code for a protein of 2684 amino acids. The transcript has 7 exons. Gene Ontology annotation, molecular function: protein binding. NCBI's taxonomy places the organism in Eukaryota, Metazoa, Arthropoda, Insecta, Diptera, Drosophilidae. The record is from RefSeq and is a predicted model, not a curated record.
AUAAGCGGCGAGAAGCUAUUGGGUUCGAGUCUCUUUGAAUUUUAUGAAGCGGUUGUAUCUGGCAGCCCACCGCCAACGGAACUGAACAGAAUCGAAUCCAACCCAACAGUUGGAGCCGCAGCAGCAGCAGCAACAGCUUCUUGCCGCACCACUAAAUUCUUUUGCAUUUUUACACAAAACUAGAGUGGAUUACCAAAAUCAAAAAAUAUCACAAUCUAUAAACUAAACCAGUGAAUCGAACCCAAAAACAGACCAAGUUCGAAAAAGUGCGCGAAAACUUUAAAGAUGUGUAAAAGCGUUUAAAAGGAUCUUACGAUUUUCAGUGCAAAGGACUGCCAAACGAAACGUAUCUUAAAGAUACAAAUUGUCUAACAAACUAAUCUGCCAGUGGCCAAGUGCUCCAAUUCGAAAAAUUCGUUCUGUGGCUUCAGUGAAUAAGUUCCACAACAACAGCAACAAGAUGACAAGGAGACGUUCGAGUCCGCCGGGACUCGAGGAGCUGCUCAGCCUGGCGCUCAUCCUAGUGGCCAUGGUCCUGAUACCCACACAAGCCGCCCCGUUGCAGGAGUACACGGAGAUCCAACAGUAUUCGGAAGGCUGCUACUACAACUACGCUCACUACCAAGAGGGCGACCGCAUCAUGACCAAUGAGCCGUGUCUGAACUGCACCUGCCACAACCGCAUGCUGAUGUGCUACCUGCGCGUCUGCCCCUUCACCAAGCCAAUUGGCCACGACUGCAUCGUGGAGAAGCGGGAGGACCAGUGCUGCCCCAUCAUCACCUGCCCAGAAGUGCCUGUGGAUGUUCCCUAUCACUCACCGGAGCCUGGAACCGAGCUGAGCAUUCCCGAGAAGUUCGGCUGCAGCAUCGAGGAGAAGUUCUAUCCCGAGGGCGCUCAAGUGCCAUCGAACCCUAACAAGCCCUGUGAGCUGUGUUACUGCAUCAACAACCAGACCAAGUGCGUCAUGCAGGAGUGCACCCUGCACGUGGACGGUUGCUUGCCCAUUUACAACAAAGGAUCCUGCUGUCCCGUGCGUUACAGUUGCGACCACGAAAACGAACUGGACUUUGUGGACCAAUCUACGACAACCACCACUACUACUGUGCGUCCUACCACUGGCUUUAUCCUGGCCAGCACCAUGACUCCGCCCACGACCACCGACUGUAUCCACGAUGGCGACGUAUUUGCUGAUGGAGCCUCCAUUAAGGGCAAGAAUGCCUGCGAGCACUGCUACUGCAUGCGUGGAGACAUCGUUUGUGCCGUGCAAGAGUGCGAGGUGCCCAUGAUGGCUGCCAAUGGCAAGUCCUGCCGCGCCAUGCCUGCGGCGGAGGGUGAAUGUUGCCCAAGCAACUACAUCUGCGAAGACGACAGCGCAACCACCGAAAUUGUGGAGAUCACCACGGAGGAGGCCGUUACUGCGGUGCCAACUAAGGGUAUCCAUGCUGAGAUUCCCAAGGAAGAUGUGGAUCUCCAGGAGCAUAUCGAUGAUGAGGAGAAGGAUCAGGACAAGGAGACGGAGAGCGCUACUGAUAUUCCUGCCGCAGAAGGUAGCGGCGAGGUUGAAGAUGAGGAAGAGGAGAAGGAAGAAGUUACCACAGCAGCUCCAGUACGUCCUACUGACGAGAAGGACUUCUCGUUCGAGCCCGAAUCUUCCACUGCUGCCAUUGCAUCCGACUCCAGAAUCGAUGUGCCGUCUUCGACGGAAGAAACUAAGGAAACCUCCACUGAAUCUGCUGAAGAGGAUGUUGCCAAGAUCGUCACCACGCCAGAGCCAGAAGGCAGCGGUGAGGAAGAGACGUCUAAGCCUGCCCACGUUCCCGAGAAGGAAGUCACUGAAGACGAACUCAUCAAGGUCAGUACUUCUGCACCCGCCAAGGCCAGUCCUGGAGAGGAAACUGCUACUGAACCCAGCGCUGAAGAGGAAGAGGAGGAAGCCAAACCUACUCCAUCCGUUGAAUCCACCGAAGAAGAAAAGGAGCCCUCUUCUGAGAAGCCAACAUCUGCCGAAGAAGGAAGCGGCGAGCAGGAGGAAGGUGAUAAGGCCACUCCAGCUCCAGAGGAAAGCCAGGAAGAUGAGCUGGCCAAGCCCACUUCCACUCCAGCUGGAAUUGAUGAGAAGGAAGAAGAAUCCAAGCCUACAUCUACUCCCGAGGGAAGCGGUGAGGAGGAAAAGGAAGAAACAUCCACCUCCGCUCCACCAACUGGUGAUGAGAAAGAAGAAGAAGUCAAGAUUACUCCAGCUCCCGAGGAGGAAGAGGAAGAGGCUAAGCCUACUCCGGCUGCCGAAGAAGAAAAGGAAGAUGGAGACUCCGCCAAGCCAACUGCCAUUCCACCUGCAAGCGAUGAUAGUGAAGCCGCCAAGCCCACAGAAUCCUCGGAGGAAGCUAGCGGAGAAGGCGAGGAAGACAUUGUCAAGGCAACUACACCCAGCGGAGAAGUCAGCAGCGAAGGUGGAGAGGAGGAGCCUGCCAAGGAAACUAGCCCUGCUCCUGAAGCCUCAGGUGAGGAUGAAAAGGAAGAGGAAUCCUCCACCGCCGCUCCAGCCGAUGGAGUCGAAGCUGAAACCGUCCAGACUCCAGCCGAUGAGAAGGACAUUAUCGCAACUCCCUCACCAACUGAAGAUGUCAGCGCCGAAGAGGAGAUCGUUAAGGUCACCACUCCGACGUCCUUGGGAGAAGAACCUGCUGAGGAAUCCACUGAACUGCCCAAAGAAGACGAUGUGGAGAGCUCAACUGCUGCCCCAGCAAUUGCAUCCUCUACGGAAGGUAUCCAGGACGCUUCAAUUGAAACAUCGACCAGUGCACCAGCCCGUAUUGGUGGUCAAGAGGAAGAGGCUAGCACUGCCUCCACUCCUGAGAGCCAUGAGAAGCCCGAAGAAGAUGUCGAGAGUGCCACCGAUGUGCCCGCCGAGGAAGAGGUCAAGAGCACGACCACCACCAAGGCUCCAAGCACAGAGAAGGCCGAAGAGGAGUCCUCCACUGAAGCCGAAGAGGCCGAAAUCGAGUCAUCUACGAGUGCCCCAGUCGACAAACAGGAAGAGCCCGCCGUUGCACCCGCCGAAAAGGAUCAAGAAGACAAGGAGGAUGAGGCUAGCAGUACCGAAACAGUGCCAGUCAAAACCGAUGCCAUUCCUGAUGAAACCUCCACCGACAAACCAGAAAAGGACACCGUGGAGACUGAAGAGGAAGUUUCCACCGACAAGCCUCCAUCUGUCUACCUGCCUCCUGCUGGCGAUAAGGACUCUGCUGAAGGCGAAGAAGUUGCCACUGAGCCCACUUCCCAGGAGCAGGAGCCAUCCAAGCCAACAGAAACUACGCCAGCUGCCCAAGAUAUUUCGUCCAGUACUCCCGCUAUUGUCAGUCGCGAUGAUAUUGAGGCUGAGAAAACUACUGAGCUCCCCAGUUCUGAGGAUGAGAGCCCUGCCGCCGAGGCUAUGCCUGCCAUGGACCUACCCGCAGCCAUUCCCGGAGAAGGCGACUGCCUGGUGGAGGGCAAGACCUAUACCAACAACAGCAUCGUGCCUGCCACCACUCCUUGCGACGUGUCCUGCAGAUGUGUCAGCAGCAUUGUCUCCUGCCAGCAAAUGGAGUGCAAGCUUCCCGAGAACCGCGAGAAGUGUGUCCUGGCUACCGAUCUUCUGGACGGCUGCUGUCCUACUUACAUUUGCGAUGAAAGUGCCGAGGUCCCUGAAAAGGAACAGGAUUCCACUGCCAAGCCAGACGACAAGAUCGACGAGGAUGUCUCCGAGAUCAGCACAGAGGAAAUUCCCAAGGAUGUUAUCAUGCCUACUGGCAUAACGGAGCAGCCUCUGUCCCACGUCAAGCACGAGGAAGAGAGCCAGCCUACUCUAUCGCCUCAAUUGGAAGAAUCUACGACGGCCAUCGCUGAUAAGACACCAGAAGGAGCCGAUGAGGAGAAGAAACCAGAGGAAGAGAAAGAGCAGGAGAAGGAGAAGCCUUCCUCUGCAGCCUCUCCGGCACCUGAAGUCGAAGAAGAAGCAGAGAAACCCAUUGACAAGGAACACAAACCCGUUGACGAAAAGACUCCAGAAGAUGAGAUUGUGGCCGCCACCGAGCAGCCAAUCAAAAAGCCUACUGAAGAGGAAAUCUCUACGCCUGCCGAGAAAGAAACUGAACCGGAAGAACCAACCACUCCUGUUUCUAUUGAAGGAGAAAAGAAACCAGCUGAGGAGUCUGCGGAAGAAGAGAAGCCUGCCGAGGACGGAAAGCCUGCUCUCGAGGACGAAGGUUCCGCCACCACUACUGCACCCGAGAAGGAAACGCCAGAAUCCUCGACUGAAUUGCCAACUGCAGAUGUGGACAAGAAACCAGAAGCAGAAGAGGAGCCUGCAACAGCCACUCAGACUCCAAAGAUCGAAUCUCCCACAAGUGUUCCCGCUGGAGAAGAAACUGAAGACUUGGACAAAUUCACCACCGUUCCCCCAUCGGAGGUAUCUGAUGAAAAGGAACCAGCUGAUGAUGAAGACACCGUGCCAGCCACGUCAGUACCUACCCAGAGUGAAGAUAUUAGCACUUCGAGACCUAUCGUUCCACUGCCCACUCUUGCCCCCUCUCAAGCGGAGAAGGAACCUGCCGAAGAGUCUUCUACUGAAGCCGAAAUCGAAGAGAAGCCAACCAAGGAAGAGUCUGCAACUGAACCAAUCACUAAAGGCGAAAUGGAGACUUCUGAGGAGACAGCCACUCCUUCAGUGUCCGAAAAUGAGGUCGAAGACGAGGAGGGCACUGCUGCUCCUGUUCCUGCACCUGCUCCUGGCUCCACUGAUGCUGAAGAAGACAAGACUCCGAGCACCGAAAAGGCACAACCUACUUCCGAAGAAGAGGCUGCUACCGAUGCUCCUGCCGCUGGUGACUUGCCCAAAUUGCCGCAGGAUAUCUUCGAAGAGGAACUGCCCGCCACCACUGCUGCUCCUUCGAAGGUGGAAGCCGAGCAGAAACCAGGUGUGGAGGAGACCUCUACAUCUUCCCCUGCUGACAACGAAAUCGAGCCUGAAUCUGACCGCGCUACCACUGCUGCUCCUUCCAAGGAUGAAUCUGCUGAGCCAUCUACUGGUGCGCCUGUAUCAGAUGAAACCCCUGAGUCAGAAGCUACAACCGUUGCUCCUGUUGACGACAAGAUUCCUUCAAGCAGCAGCACUUCGGUUGAAGAUGAAUCUGCCACUUCUGCUCCUGUCGCCAAGCCAGAUGAGGAAGUAGAGAAGGAAGUUGAAACGUCUACUAGCAUUCCUGCUGUUUCUGAAGAAGAGGAUAAUGAAUCGACUGAGAAAACUCCAUCCCAGGAGGCCGAAGCCAAGCCUGAAGUUCCUGCCCAGAUCCCAGAGAAGGAAGAGGAGGCCGUUGCCGCCACUACUGAGGCUCCUGCUGCUGUGGAUGACGAUUCCAACCUACCUAAACUACCUGAGGAUGUCCUGGCAGAGAUUCCAUCCACAUCUACUGAGACUGGAAUUGAAGAGAAAGAAGAGACGACCGCCACUCCAACCCAGACCAAGAAGGAACCUACUGUUCCUGCAGUUCCAACUUCUGAGGUCGAUGAGGAAGUCACCACAGUUGCUCCUGUUUCUGAAAAGGAUGAGAAACCAACUGGGGCCACGAAGCCAACUGAGGGAGAGCAACCUUCUGAGGAAGAAAAGCCCACCGAGGAUACCACAUCGACUGAGGAACCUGCAAAGAUUCCCACUAAAGAGGAUAAGAUUGAAAGCCAGGCUGCUUCUACUGAGACUCCUGAGGAAGGAUCUACCGAGUCUUCUGAUGAAAUUGUGGCCUCGACGGAAUCCGAUGAGCAGCCAGGAGAGAAACUGCCCUCAUCCACUGCACAGGCCCCAGAUGAAAAGAUUCCUGAUGUGUCCACUGAGCUUCCAGCUGAGGAAUCUGACAAGGCCACUACUGUUGCUCCUGCCGUUGCCUCUAGUGAAGACGAGUCCGCGCCAACUGACGAGAAGAUUCCUGCUACCCCUAGUGAAGAGGCAGGAACCGCUGAUGCCACCACUGUUCCUCCACAAGCUGCUGAGGACGACACUAAAAAACUGGCUGGCGAGGAGCCAUCAUCCACUGAAAAGAUUCCCGCCACCGAAGAUAAGAAACCCGAGGAUGAGGUGCUUGAAGAGAAGCCUGAUGCAGCCACUCAAGUUCCAGAGCUUUCAGAGGACGCGGUAUCUUCCACAGCUGCCCCUGUUGCAGGAGAAGAAGUCGAAAAGGAGAAAGAUGCCACUACAGCUGCUCCUAGCCAAGAAGCCGAGUAUCCUACUGAGGUACCCAAGCCGACUGAAAAGGAGCCCUCAUUGGGAGAAGAGGAUAUCGAGUCCGGAACGAAGCCCAGCACUGAAGAGUCUGACGAGGCUCCUAUUGAUGAGUCUUCUGAGGAGGCUUCCACUUCUGCUCCAGUCCAGGAAGAGUCCAGCACAGUCGCAGAGGAGAAAAUCGAUGCCACCACUGUGCCUAGUCCAGCUAAGCCCACUUCUGAACAGGAUGAGGCCAUCACCGUAUCUCCUGUCUCUGAUGAGAAGGUGGAGAUCCCUGCUCAAGAUGAUUCCAAGACAACCAUUGAUGUGGCCACAGAAAUCCCCGUUUCCCAGGAGGAGGAAGUUUCUCAAACCACUCCUGCUUCUACUGUAUCUGAUGCUGAGACUACUCCAGCUCCAGUGGAAGUUCCUUCUGCUGUGGAGAUCGAAACGAAACCCAUGGAUGAAGUUAUGUCUCAGACUGUGGCUCCUCAUGGGGCCACCGAUGAUGAAGCUGCUUCAACUGAGGAAGCUGAUCAGACUCCAGUCACUGUGGCUCCUCAGGAUGCUGAGAAGACUCCCAUUUCAGUGGCACCUCAAGACGCUGACAAAACUCCAGUCACUGUUGCGCCCCAGGAGGAUGAAAAGACUCCUGCUACCGCAGUUCCUAAGGAGGAUGAAAAGAUCCCAGCCACUGAAACACCUGAAGAUGCUGACAAGAUCCCUGCUACCUCAGUUCCUCAGGAGGAUGAAAAGAUCCCAGCCACUGAAACACCUGAAGAUGCCGACAAGAUCCCUGCUACCAUUGCUCCUAUUGUUCCCUCUGUGGAGCCAAGCAGCGAGAAGCCUUCUAUAUCCGAGGAUGUGGGCGAAGAGGGCACAGAAUCACCUAUCGAUGAUGCUGAAGAUACCACUGAUGAGUCUGCGGCUGGCGCUAAAUUGAAGCCACCCACUUCUGCUCCUGCUACUGAUGUUCCAGCAGAGUCUGCAGUCACGGAGGCCGAAAUUGUUGCGGAAACAGCUGCUCCAGAACUGGAAAAGGAUCUGCCAGAGAAGACUAGUGAGGAACCAGAGAAGGUUAGUGAGGAACCAGAGAAGGCUAGUGAGGAACCAGAGAAGGCUAGUGAGAAGCCAGAGAUGGCCACUGAACAGCCAGAGAAGGCUGGCGAAGAACCAGAGAAGGCCACUGAUGAACCAGAAAAGGCCACUGAUGAGCCAGAAAAGGCCAGUGAGGAACCAGAGAAGGCCACUGAGGAGCCUGAAAAGGUUGACGAGAAGACUACUCCAGAGCCAGUUGUGAAACCCAGCUUGGACUCCACCGAGGAUGGAGAGGAGUCUGUCGAAUCUGAGGAGGAGCAUACUCCAGUUACGGAGGCCGCUGAAAAGGAAGACGAGAGCAAGGAGACUGAAGAAGAUGCUGACAAGAAACCAGAGGACGAGGAAAUUGAAGUGCCCGCCGUGGUCUCCGAGAUUCCCCAGACUACGGCUGCUCCAGCUGCCCAGGAAGAGACCGCUGAUGAGCAGAGCCCUACCACCGUGCACCCACUAUUCGCCCACCUGCCUAGCAGCACCACCAAGGCGCCAGCGAUCGAUGACCGCGUGGGCGAGGAGGAUGAGGAAAGCACCACCCUCAGCAGCUCCAGCAGUAGCACGAGCACCACAACAUCCACCACCGAGGCCGCAAUCACUGCUCCAACGACCUCAACGACAGUGGCCAGCCAACAGCACGAGCCAAUCACACCACCUCCAUACGGCCACGCACCCGAGUACGAGGAUGAGUACGAUGAGGAGGAAGUGUUCGGACCCGGUACUUGCCGCUAUGCCGGCAAACUGUACGUGUCCGCCCAGCAGAUUCCACGCGACGAUCCCUGCGACUUCUGCUUCUGCUUCCGAAGCGACAUUAUCUGCUUGCAGCAAUCGUGCCCGCCACCAAUCGCCGGCUGCCACGAGGAGCCCAUCUCUGGCUUCUGUUGCCCGCGCUACGAGUGCCCGGUGUCAAUGGCCGCUGUGCUCAACAUCACCACGAGUACCACCACAACGAGCACCACCCUGCCACCCCACUUCCUGCACUACUCGCACGGCGAUGCUGUGAAGCACACCGGCUGCCUGAUCAACGGUCGCUCCUACAGGGUAGGCGAGCCCAUUGAGUCCACCAGCGGUCCCUGCAUCAGUUGCACUUGCGGAGGCGACGGCAAGAUGAAGUGCGAUCCCCAGCAGUGCGUACCCGAGCCCACCAUGCAACAGGUUAUGGCCGCCGUGGCGUCGGGACGCAAGAGAUGAACCACCAGCCAUGCUCACUAAAUAUAAUUUAACUAAUUCUUAAGCACUGCAGACAACAAUCACGAACCGACGAACCAAACCAACCAACCCAGAUUGCACCACUCAAGAACUAGGAAAAGCAAUAGGAAUAGAAUCGCCAGCAACCACAAAUCAGAUACAAAUCCAGAUACAGAUCCAACAUCCGAAUAUAGCCAGGACGAAUAGGUGCCAAAUGCAAUAGUAACGUGAAAAAUUUUCGAUUUGCCAAGGACAUUCGCACUCUUUCAAUUGGAUUACGCCCCCCAUUUGUUUCGGAUUAGGUUACGGUGACGAAGCAACCAGUGAUAUUGUACUGUAUACAUAGUAUAGGUGCAAUUAAUUUAGACGCGCUCACUUAAAACGAUUACUUAUUUGUAUGAAUUGGGCCCAGUGUCCCUAGAAACAUUUGGACACCUGGCCGCCACCCAGAAACACAAAACAGCAGCCGACGUAGCGCGUGCCUUGUAAGGUCGUUCAUUGUGACCGCCGCCGCCAUACAAUCGCUUUCAGGAGACUCUCAACCCUAAAAACAAAUAACAAAAACAUCAAAAUAUAGCAGCGAAGCAAUUCCGGAUACGGAUCGCAAUCAAUGGCGUUACGAAGCCACGACAUUCGGCCGCCGGAACGGUUUCUAUCUCUUCGAUCCACGAUCCGGCGGCCCACUCUUCUCCAAAUGCGCUUUUGUAGUAUUUUAGUCACCUUAUUUUUUAAACAUUAUUAUUUUUGUGUAUAAUUGUUGCUUCUAGUCUUCAUUUGUUGCAAGAGCAACGGAAUCUGCCUGUAACACGCGCACAACCGAUCCCGAUCCCGAUUCCGAUCACAUCAGAUCGAAUCGGAUCGCAUCGCAUCGAAUUGAAUCGAAUUGAGUUGAGUUGAGAAACUGUAUCUUCUAUAAACUAUUCCAAGCUUUUUGUACUUUUAUAUACAAUACGUGUAGAUGGGAGAAUCGAACGAACUAGUUUUUAUAGCAAUUUUACAAACGAACCACACAAAUUGCAUAGUUUUAACGCAUUGAAUUUGUACUUCACCCCCCGCUGACCCGCUGCAAUAUCAUCCCAACAGGUGUAUUGCAUCCGGGUGCACCUGGGGUGGCAACAACCGUAGUCUACAUAGAAUUUUUAGAUCAACUGAAACGGAAACUAAAUACGGAACCGAAAACACACUGUCGGCUAUAGCUAUUGCUCGACUGACUGAAAAUCGGAUGGAUCAAGAGGAUAAUGACAGGAGAGCGAGUUAACUUUGUAAACUAUUUUUUUUUAAUCUCAGCUGCCGCGCUGUUGGAUUAAUUUUAUUAGAACAUGUGAUCACCUGGCUUUUCAGUCACUUGAGCCUUAGCGAUACGCUGUAAUCGGAGGGCGUUUCAAACCACGCCCAUCGACUACGAACAUCAAUUAGAUUUUUAUAAUCUCUAAAUAUAGUUUUAGUCCUAAGUAUUUAAUUUUAAAAAUAAAUAAAUAAAUUUUAAUUUAGAUCUUAUUUAUUUGAUAUGUCUUUUAAGAACAGCUCUUGUGUUUUCAAUACCUUAUCAUAAUUUAUAUGCAAGCUAUUCUUUGUAAUCUAAUAAAUAAAUAUAACGCUUUUUAUUGAAAUGUAAACUUGCGACUUUUUACGUGCCUGUCUUAUCGAACAAAAAACUAAAUAAAAAACUGAGAGUUUUCAGAUUUUAAAAUGG